AUGAGCCUGGACGCGCCGUCUGCUGGCCUUUCAGACGUUACGCUUCCACUUCACGCCCCGCCAGACGCGCCAGAAGCGCGUGCCGCCAAACGACCUCGACUCGACUCUCCCUCAACUGAUGAGGGUGCACGAGCGGUGACACCGCGACAGGAGGAGCUCUUUCGGACAGACGGCCCUGCCAGAGCGCACGACACGGCGGUGGCAGCGGCGGUUCAGGCCAACGGUGCGGGAGAAGCAGUCAAAGGGCCAGGACGACCAGACUACUCCCUCCGCUUCACGAUUGAAGGGCACAAGAAGUCGAUUUCGGCAGUCAGAUUCAGUCCAGAUGGUCGUUGGAUGGCGUCUGCAUCCGCCGACUCGCCUAUACACCUGCAUUCCCUCCCUUCUUUCAGCCUCCAUCGUACCUUCAGCCUGCAUACAGGCGGUGUAUCAGACGUCGCCUUCUCCGCUGACUCGACCCUCCUCGCUUCCGCCUCAGACGACCGCAGCGUGCGGAUAUGGGAGAUCACGCCGCACAUCCUCCAGCCCUCGACGGGUCCAGAUCCGAGCGCAGAGAAGGGCGAGCGAUCUGCGCGAGUACUGCAGGGUCACUUGACCGCGGUCUUCUGCGUCGCGUGGAGUCCACGGGGAGAUUUGGUCGCGAGCGGCGGGAUGGACGAGACGGUGCGGGUAUGGGAUGUGCAGAAGGGUCGGAUGUUGCGGGUUUUGCAGGCGCACUCGGAUCCGGUCAGCGCGAUGCAGUUCAGUCGAGACGGAACGAUGAUCGUCUCGUGCUCCUGGGACGGCUACUUCCGCAUCUGGGACACCUCGACCGGACAAUGCCUCAAGACGCUCGUCAACGAAGAUAACGCGCCCAUCGCCUCGGUCCGCUUCACGCCCAACUCGAAGUUCCUCUUCACCUCGACACUCGACUCGACCAUCCGGCUGUGGGACUAUCAGGCGGACAAGGUGGUCAAAGCCUACACGGGUCACGUCAACCGCAAAUACUGCAUCCCAGCGGUCGUGACCGCCGACGGACGAUACCUGGUCGCCGGCUCGGAGGACCAUAAGGUCGUGGUUUGGGACAUCCAGACGCGCGAGAUCGUCAAUUCUUGGAUCGCGCACAAAGAUGUGGUCAUGGCUGUCGCUCACCACCCAACUCAAGGCAUCCUAGCGACAGGCGCGCUCGAGAAGGACCCUGUCAUCAAGAUCUGGAUGACUCCCGCCGCCCUCUCCGCUCAAGAACCGCCAGCCGCCGUCAGCUCGCCUCAGCAGAACGGCGCGCUUCCACCAGCGCCGCCAGAAGAGCCUGAGGGACCUGCUGCAGCGGCGAACGGCGCACCAGAUCCAGCAGCAGAGGCAGCGACAGUAGACGCAGGAGAAGCAGCGAUGCAAGUAGAUGCUUGA
Molecule: messenger RNA, 1386 nt
Organism: Rhodotorula toruloides NP11
Lineage: Eukaryota; Fungi; Basidiomycota; Microbotryomycetes; Sporidiobolales; Sporidiobolaceae
Product: WD repeat domain 5
Exons: 7
Coding region: 1-1386 (461 amino acids)
Biological process (GO): mRNA splicing, via spliceosome
Cellular component (GO): U4/U6 x U5 tri-snRNP complex
Molecular function (GO): U6 snRNA binding; U4 snRNA binding; protein binding
Source: RefSeq, a predicted model, not a curated record